This is a messenger RNA of Penicillium mononematosum, 2370 nucleotides long. Its product is annotated as SH3 domain protein. Lineage: Eukaryota; Fungi; Ascomycota; Eurotiomycetes; Eurotiales; Aspergillaceae. The record is from RefSeq and is a predicted model, not a curated record. The transcript has a single exon. Bases 1 to 2370 code for a protein of 789 amino acids. Gene Ontology annotation, molecular function: protein binding.
AUGCACGGGCAUGCGCACCACAACCAUGGACGCAAUGUGGAGGAACCAGAGGAGCGAGGAAAUGUUGAGGAACGAGGAGUCCUCGAGGAGCGAGCCGAUGUCGUGAUUGUCUACAAGACUAUGGAUCCGGACUUCGAAGGCGAGGUGGGAGGUUAUGUAACCGGCGCCGAACACAAGACUGCGACGAAAGCAAAUGCUGGUGUUGGUGAUCCUGUCAGCGCGCCAACAAGGACCAAGGAACAAACAACCGAGACCAAAAAUACGGAUGAGGCGACUACAACCAAGACCAAGGAGGAACCCACUACCACCAAAGAGACCGUGGCCCACACCACCCAGGAAACUAAAGCGGAGACCACCGAGACUAAGAAAGCAACCACCACUUCUAGUGAGUCGGAAGCUCCUAUCACGACAACCUCUUUUGUGACCUCGGCAUCCUCCACCUCGGCGUCUUCCCAGGAUGUCAAUGAUCUGAUCACGGCAACCUCCACCGGAUCGAGCAAAGACUCUGUCGCAUCGGCCUCAUCCACUGCUCUUGGAACUACCAAUUCUGAGGGUAUGACUGGUGGCGCGAAGGCUGGUGUGGCCAUCGGUGUCAUCUUCGGCGUGGGUGUGAUCGCUGCGCUGAUUUUCUUCUUUAUCCGCAAGAAGAAGAGAAGUCAGGAGGGAUAUCAGCUGGAGAAUGAGAAGACCUUCGGUGGUGAAGGCCUGCCAGAGGGUACCGCGGCUGCUUUCCCGCCUCCUCCUCCUUCCAAGCCGCAGACUCCUUCGACGCCCCCGCAGCUUAAUGUUCGUCCUGUCACUCAAUUCGCGCCUGAUCUGAGCGGCAGCGGUGCCUUGAACCCAGCCACUGCUGGUUCUUCCACAGGUUUGACCCCAGCCACCGCUGCUGUUGCAGGUGCUGCAGCUGGAUCGGCCGCCGUCGCCUCCCGUAACCUCACUGGUGACACGCCGCCUCCUACUCCGCCCAAGUCUGCUGGGAGCAAGUCCGACCCCUUCAGCGACCCUGUCAAUCCUUUCAGCCCAGCCACCACCCCUGUCACCCAGCCCGCGCCUUCGGUUGCCGAAUCAGCUACUGGACCGUCCGAAUCGGCCCCUGGACCUUCUGUACCAACCGUCGCAGCUGCCGCAGUUGGUGCCGGAGCCGUAGGUGUUGCAGCAGGUGCUGCUGCUUCGUCACGAGCGUCCAAUGACUCUGACCGCUACCAUUCCGCCGAAUCACGCGGCCAUUCCCCCACUGGCUCGACCCAAUCUGCGACUGUUCCUACCGAUGCCACUGCUGUCUCGCCUGUUGCUGCCGGCUUCGGUGCCGCAGGAGCUGCAGGCGCAGCCGGCGUCAUGGCUGCUGGCCCACCACCUCCUAACAAUGUUUACCGUGUGCAACUGGAUUUCAACCCCUCUAUGGAGGACGAGCUUGGACUCCGCGCUGGAGCGCUUGUGCGCUUGCUUCAUGAGUAUGACGAUGGGUGGGCUCUCUGUACGCGCCUUAAUGGCCCCCAGCAAGGAGUUGCCCCACGCUCUUGCCUCUCGGCUCGUCCUGUGAUGCCUCGCGCGCGUCCUCCCCCUGGCUCUCCCGGCUCUCGCGGCCCACCUAUCAUGGGCCCUGACGGUCGUCCAAUGAUGCCCGCCGGUCCGCCCGGCCCAAGAUUCUAUCCUCAGGAUGCUCGCCCAAGAUCCCCCGGUGGCGCUGGCUUCUCUGGACCUCCGCCUCCUCGCCCUUACCCCGGCCCGGGAUCUGCUGUCCAAUUCCCUCCAGUUCCCCGCUCCAUGUCGCCUGGACCUGGAGGUAUGCCUGUGCCUCGCUCAAUGUCUCCGGGACCUGGUGGAAUGCCCGUUCCCCGCUCAAUGUCUCCCGGCCCUCGUUCGAUGUCUCCGGGACCAGGAGGGCGACCUGUCCCACGCUCAAUGUCUCCUGGACCUGGCGGAAUGCCCGGUCCUCGUUCAAUGUCCCCCGGACCCGGCGGAAUGCCUCGCUCUAUGUCUCCUGGCCCCCGGCCCGGCCCGCGCUCGAUGAGCCCCGGUCCAUACGGAGCUCCUGGGAUGCAGCGGCCUGUCAUGCCUGUCAACCAACGCCAACGCAGCAAUAGUGCCAGCAACGUCGCUCCGCCCAUGGCAGCGCCCGCUGCGCCUGCAGUUUCAAGCCCAUUAGCUGCUGCCGCUCCUGCCCCUGCCCCUGCCCCCGCACCUGAUGCGCCACAAGUUUCGAGUCCUCCAGCCGCUCCUGCAUCUGCUCCGGCUGCGCCGCCAAUGCCAAGUCCCUUAGCUGCACCUUCACCUGCACCCACCAGCGAGCUUCCAGCUCUCCCGACUUCCCCGCCGACUUCUCCGUCCGGCUCGAUCUCGCGAAAGCCCGUCCCCACCCAGGACGCUUAA